AUGGAGCCCGGAACCACCCCCUGGUCCACGGGCUUGUUCGACUGCGCCGAGGACCAUGGCGUCUGCUUGCUGGGGUGGUGCUGCCCGUGCAUCGUGGUGGGGCGGAUGGCGGAGAUCCUGGACAAGGGGGAGACGUCAACCGGCGCCGGUGCGGCCCUGUACAUGGCGAUAGGGGUGCUGUCGGGGUGGCAGUGCCAGUGGAUCUACUCCUGUGUCUACCGCACCAAGAUGCGAGCCCAGUACGGGCUCCAGGAGACCCCCUGCCCGGACUGCUGCGUCCACUUUUGCUGGCUCGAGUCCUGCGCCAUCUGCCAGGAGUACCGCGAGCUCCGCAACCGGGGCUUCGUGAUGGACAUUGGGUGGCACGCCAACGUGGAGUUGCAGAGGCAGCAGGGCCACAGCGACGGCUCCAUCGUGCCGCCCGCCACGCAGCACAUGAUAUGA
Molecule: messenger RNA, 444 nt
Organism: Aegilops tauschii subsp. strangulata
Lineage: Eukaryota; Viridiplantae; Streptophyta; Magnoliopsida; Poales; Poaceae
Product: cell number regulator 10-like
Source: RefSeq, a predicted model, not a curated record